CCGGGCACCACGGCGCCGGUGGGCCCCGGUGCUCCCCGGUGUCCGUGCCUACGGUAGCCCGCAGGAAAUCACAGAGGGAAAUCACUUUAACUCACCAACAGAUGUGGUUUUGAACUUGAAUAUUCGGAGAUGCGUUAGGAUUCAGAGACCUCCCUUUGCUUAAGGUAUGGUGUGAAUAUGCGUUGCUUGGCAGCUCGGGUCAACUACAAGACUCUGAUCAUCAUCUGCGCCCUCUUCACGCUGGUGAUGGUGCUGCUGUGGAACCGAUGCUCCUCCGACAGAGCCGGCCCAUUCCCCCGCAGCCUGUCCGGCCCCGAGCGCCGAGCUGCAGCCCCUGAGAGCGAGGAGGCAUCCCCCCAAGAGCAGCAGAAGGCUCCCCCCAUUGCAGGGGGCUUCAACAGAGCCCCGGGGCUGAAGUACGAGGAGAUAGACUGUCUGAUCAAUGACGAGCACACCGUGAAAGGGAGGAGGGAAGGCAACGAGGUCUUCCUGCCGUUCAGCUGGGUAGAGAAAUACUUUGAGGUUUAUGGGAAAAUUGCUCAGUACGAUGGUUAUGACAGGUUUGAAUUCUCUCAUAGCUACUCCAAAGUAUACACACAGCGAGCACCUUACCACCCCGAUGGGGUCUUCAUGUCCUUCGAGGGCUACAACGUGGAGGUUCGGGACAGAGUGAAGUGCAUAAGUGGUGUUGAAGGUGUGCCAUUAUCCACACAGUGGGGCCCUCAAGGCUAUUUCUACCCCAUCCAGAUUGCACAGUACGGGUUGAGUCACUACAGUAAGAACCUGACUGAGAAACCCCCUCACGUGGAGGUGUAUGAAACAGCUGAAGAGAAGGACAGGGCCAGCAGGGCUGCGGAGUGGACGGUGCCCAAAGGCUGCUCCCUGUCCACAGUGGCUGACAGAGCCAAGUUCACCAGUGUCAAGCAGUUCAUCGCUCCAGACAGCACCGAGGGGAUAUCUCUGCAGCUGGGGAACACCCGGGAUUUUAUCAUUUCCUUGGAUCUCAAAUUCAUCACGAACGGGAGCAUUUCCGUGGUCCUUGAGACAACAGAGAAGAACCAGCUCUUCACCGUGCACUACGUCUCCAACAACCAGCUCAUCGCCUUUAAGGACCGGGACAUCUACUAUGGCAUCGGCCCCAGGACUGCCUGGAGCACCCUCACCAGGGACCUGGUGACCGACCUGCGCAAAGGGGUCGGGCUCUCCAACACGAAAGCUGUGAAGCAGACCAAAAUCAUGCCCAAGAGGGUGGUGAGGCUGGUGGCAAAGGGCAGAGGCUUCCUCGACAACGUCACUAUCUCGGCCACUGCUCACAUGGCAGCUUUCUUUGCUGCCAGCAACUGGCUGGUGAGGAACCAGGACGAGAGGGGUGGUUGGCCCAUCAUGGUGACGAGGAAGCUGGGGGAAGGCUUCAAGUCCUUGGAGCCGGGCUGGUACUCGGCCAUGGCACAAGGACAGGCCAUCUCAACACUGGUGCGGGCUUACCUGCUGACCAAAGAGCCCGCGUUCCUGAGCUCGGCUCUGCGUGCCACAGCACCCUACAAGCUGCCAUCGGAGCAGCGCGGUGUCAAAGCGGUCUUCAUGAACAGGCAUGACUGGUAUGAGGAGUACCCGACCUCCCCCAGCUCCUUUGUGCUCAAUGGCUUCAUGUACUCCUUGAUCGGGCUCUAUGACUUGAAGGAAACGGCCGGGGAGAAGCUGGGGAAGGAGGCGCGGGUGCUCUAUGAGCGGGGCAUGGAGUCCCUCAAGGCCAUGCUUCCCCUCUACGACACCGGCUCAGGGACCAUCUAUGACCUCCGGCACUUCAUGCUGGGCACUGCUCCCAACCUGGCCCGCUGGGACUAUCACACCACCCACAUCAACCAGCUCCAGCUCCUCAGCACCAUCGACGAGUCGCCCAUCUUCAAGGAGUUUGUCAAGCGAUGGAAGAGCUACCUGCGAGGUGGGCGAGCAAAGCACAACUAGAGCUCCCAACCAAACCCAUGGCUCCUGCUGCCUCCCGGAGCUGCAGCAUCCAAGGUGGCAUCCUGCUUUUUAUUAUGGACGUGUCAAAGAAGUGAUCCUUAAAACUGAUCUCGGGAAAUCAUUGCAUUCCAGCCUGAAAACAUUUGGGUCUGAUGGAGUCGGAAGCUUCAGCCUGUUCUUGGUGCUCCACAGAGUGAAACCACCUGCACGAAGCAAAGUGCUUAUGUGCACCUGAGGUUGGGGAUGGGUUUUGGUCGGGGUUGUCUUUUCCUUUUGUUUGCAGAAGCCAUACAGGUCUCUGAAGUCAGCACUUGCCUGAAGCAUUAGUCUAUGGCCUCUUAAAACAGUUAUCAGUGUCUGUGUUGGAGCAGGGUGCGUGGUGUAACACCAUCAGUGUGUAUUAACUCAUAGCCUGGGUGGUGGUCAGUGUAUCUUUUUAAAGGUGUGUUUUUAACACAGGUCCUAUUGGGAUGAAAAUACCCAUUAGUAUGAUUUCCCCCCUAUUCUCUGUGUGGAGGUCCUGUAGCUGGCUGGUUCCUACACAGACAUGGGGACAGCAGCAUGCCAGGCUUCGGAGUCCCGUCACGUAAGCACAACCCGGUGGGACUGCACAAAGCCUGCAACCCCCUUUUGUAAAGCCAAACUCACCAUCACCCAUCAGGUUUGCCUGGGUACCUGGGAUCUCCCAUCGUGGUGCCCUAUGGCUUGUGCUGUGGGUUUUAAUUGCAUCUGAGAGGCUCUCAUCUGAGCUUUGGCAACUUCAUUCUUCGGGAGACUUGAAUUGCUGGGUGUGAUGUGGAGCUCACGGAGCAGGGUACAGGAAGCUUGGUUGGAAUGGAUGAAGGGUUUCCUAUGGGGGGUUUCAUUUUUAACCUGCUUGAGGUUAAAAAUCAAGCAUCUUAAGAAGGAAAACCACCCCAGAGGGCUUUCCAGCUCCACUUGUGCUUUAAUACCAAGUUUCACCUCUGUGUACUGUCUUACUCAAUGGUGUAAGGGGUCACUGCAUCUCCAGCAGUGGCUUUGGGGUGUGCUUUGUCUUUGUGGCUCUGCCAGGCGAGCAAGGGGACCCGUGCAAUAACCCAAUACACGCAUCCAAACCCAGAUGCUUCCACCACCCUGUGGCAAUGCAGAAGAAAGCAGGGGCUUGCUUCUUCCUGCUUCCCAGCCCUUGACACCCACCUCUUCUUCAGCUGGCAGUGUCCUGGUUGAUCCUAUUACAUGUUGUACAUGUAGGUGUGGGUUAAGCUGAAGCUGUGCACGCUGAGGAUGAAGCUCGGUCGCAUCGUGGUUCCUUUUCCCUUGUUUUUGAUGCUUUCUCUGUUUCUCGCAGGCGUUUCGUUACUUGAUCUUUGCAGAUGCAUGCUGUGAUCGUGUCAGUUCAUGGGAGGAGUGAUCUCACAGGAGGAGUUUCAAUACCAAAGGUAGCAGAGGUGAAUUUGUCACGUCCAUGUGAAUACACACGCACACACACACACAUAUGAACCCCAGAAUGUGCUUCCUUGGCAAACACAUCUUUCUCCUGCACGUUUCCUCCUUCUUUUGCCCAUUUUGGCUUUGGGGGAUCUAGAGAGACUUGGGCACUGCUCAAGAGAUGGUUUUGGUGCCUUAUGGAGGCCAUCACUUCCUUGUUCUGUUGUUCCAAUGAAUCCCAGUUGGCAGACUGCAGUGUUGCUCUCAGCCCGGUCCCUGUUGGAUGGGUGAGCUCAGAAGCAUGGGUUGGCCAUGCCAGCACCAUCGUGAUGUCAAACCACCUUAUCCUUAACACCUCCAUUGCGUUCUUGUUGGCCUUAGCACUCGUGUAACUCAAAGCAACCACCACCAGAGGUUGCAGCACCCAACAGAGGUAGUGUGGGGGUUCUCCUGUUCCUGCUUUUAGUUCAGUUGUGCAGUGGGAGAGGAUUCUUGGCCAUUGGUGCCCAUAAUUUCAUCAAAUUCACUUAAUUUUGGGGUUUUUUUGUAUGUUUUCGGGCUUAAACUGACAAAGGCCUUGGGGAUUAAGCCCUAUUGAGUCUUUCCCUGGGGUUUACUGUACAUAGACUUCAUUGGAAGCGUGGGUAUGUGCGACCCAGUGACACACAAGCACAAGUGUACAAGUGUGGCAGUGCUCUUUCCCUCAUCGUGCAAGACAUUCACUGAAAGCUGCUAUUUCCAUUCACCUUGUAGUUGUCCUUUAGGGUUUGUUUUCUACGUUUCCUUUCUUACAUGUGGGGUAUCCACCAUGUGUUAAAUAUGCAAUAAAUUGUUUACAGGAUGCUCUUGUGAAGGGUAGUCCUUUGUAAAGCUGUACAGACUUUGCAGUUUAAGCACAAUGUGCACACGUUAGUUUUCUAUACAGCCAGACAUGACUUUUUGCAGCGAGAAAGGUUCUACUAUGUUUCUAUACAAAGUAAAUGGCUCAACGUUUGUUUGUGCUUCAUGUAAAGCUGCUUUAUAAGACUGUAAAAUAAACCUUUUUUAUCUUAAGACAGA
Messenger RNA from Melopsittacus undulatus (budgerigar), 4434 nucleotides. It is a transcript of the gene GLCE, whose product is annotated as glucuronic acid epimerase. The record is from RefSeq and is a predicted model, not a curated record. NCBI's taxonomy places the organism in Eukaryota, Metazoa, Chordata, Aves, Psittaciformes, Psittaculidae. The coding region runs from base 178 to 1965 and encodes 595 amino acids. The transcript has 5 exons. Gene Ontology annotation, biological process: heparan sulfate proteoglycan biosynthetic process. Gene Ontology annotation, cellular component: Golgi apparatus. Gene Ontology annotation, molecular function: heparosan-N-sulfate-glucuronate 5-epimerase activity.